AUGGAUCCCGUUCUGGGCACCUUCCACAAUCGGGAAGCAAGUGUUGGGCUACAAGCAAAUUCUGUGAAUAUUACUGGGGGAGUAACUAUCAAUGGUGCCGAUGCUGCUGCUGCGUCACAAAGAGAAAAAGAGAUCAAAGUCCUCAGUGCGCUCUAUAAAUCGACAAACAAGAAUCGGAAGGACAGAAACCCGGAUCGAGUUCCUGGGACAUGCAAAUGGUUUACAACCCACCAAACUUUCCGGGAUUGGAAAUUCAGCCCCUCUUCUAAGAUCUUGUGGGUAUCGGCGGAUCCUGGAAGUGGGAAAUCGGUGCUUGCGAAAUAUUUAGUCGAUUCAAUCCUUCCGAGUACCGAAGCGAGAACGACCUGCUAUUUCUUCUUUAAGGACGACUUCGAGGGGCAGGGGAGCGCUGUAACCGCCCUAUGUUGUAUUCUGUACCAACUUUUCAGCAAAAAACGGAUACUACUGUCGAAAGAAAUAAUCGAGAGGUUCGAAAUUGCCGGAGAAGGGUUUUCGAGCAAUUUGACUGAGCUCUGGGACGCCUUCAUAGUUACUAUAAAGGAUAAUAGCGCUGGUGAAGUCGUCUGCAUUCUUGACGCAUUGGAUGAGUGCAAAGGAAAUGAACGAUCUGAUCUCAUCGGAAAAUUGCAGAAGCUGUACAGAAAGACCAAUGAAUCCAAUGUCAAAUUUCUGGUGACAAGUCGCCCAAUUUUCGAAAUCCGCAACGGUCUUCAUCACCAAGAGAUUCCAGAGUCCUCCCUUAUUCACCUGAGUGGCGAGAGCGAAGCCGAGAUACUCAAAAUUUCUCAGGAAAUUGAAAUAUUCAUAAAAGCAAGGGUUGAAGGAAUUGGAGAAAAGGCUGGCCUGACAAGAGCGGAAAGAAGUAUGUUGCUGGGAAAACUGACAAGCGUGAAAAAUAGGACCUACCUAUGGGUCUAUCUUACCCUCAACUUAAUCGAGAGUGAUCCUAGGAUGAAUAUCGAUAUCAGCGAAAACAGAAUACAAAAUAUUACUUCCCAUCUUCCGACAACGGUCAAUGAAGCUUACGAGCGGAUUUUAUCCUCGAGCCGCGACUUGGGGGAGGCGAAACUGCUACUAAAAAUUUUAAUCGCGGCGGCGCGACCUUUACGGCUACGGGAGAUGCGUCUAGCGAUGCAGUUAGCUGCUAGGGACAAUUAUCACUCCUACAAAGGACUUGGAAUGAUCAUGGAGCAGUCAGAGCAGCGUAUUCGCGACUAUAUCCGAGACCUUUGUGGCCUCUUUGUCGUGGUCAUAGAAUCUGCAGUAUAUUUGAUACAUCAGACUGCAAAAGAGUUCCUAGUUUCCAAUGAUAGGAGUGGGGCUUAUCAACAUGUCGGACAAAGUUUGCAAUGGAGGAACUCACUUCAUGUGCGGGAUUGCCACCUGGUUUUAUUCUACAUUUGCGCCCGACAUCUGUUCUUUGCCGAAUUUGAGUCUGACCCACUAAGUGCGGAGGAGUCAGUGCCUGAAUACUGCAAAAAGUAUGUGUUUCUCGAGUACUCCGCCAACCACUGGGCGGCCCAUCUCAGAAACUCGAGGAUUAAUCUUGUUGAGAGAGAGCUAGAGUGGAUCUUGGGGUUGUGUGAUGCAACUUCAAAACGCUGUACAACUUGGUUUAGAGUUUACUGGGCGGGUACCAAUACAAAUUUCCCGAGCGGGGCAACAAGAUUGAUCAUAGCGUCUUAUUUUGGGCUUCUAAAUGUCGUCAAGCUUGUACUUAAGUCGCGAUUAGAUGAAAGGGCCGGUAUAAAUAGGGUUGACGGUGAGUAUCGACGGUCAGCGCUAUCUUGGGCAGCGGAAAAUGGGUUUGGCGACGUUAGCAAAGCGCUGCUGAAGGUUCCACGGUGGAGGGGAAUUUCUGCGGUGGUUAAAAGAAAAGCUAAGGUUAACAUUGUAGAUGCAUUCGGGCGGACACCAUUGACUUACGCGGUUUGGGGUCGUCACAUAACUGUGAUCAAGCAGUUGCUGGAAGCUGGUGCUCGGGUGGAUUUGGAAGAUGAUGUUGGGGGGACGCCGAUUUCAUAUGCAAUUUGUAGCGGAAGCGAUGAUGUCAUCCAACAACUAUUCAAAAGGGCCGAUGGGAUCGACUCGAGCUCGCGGGGUUCGAUUAGUGGAGAGCUGUUGCGAUCAGCUUCGGAGAAGGGCCGUGAGGACGUUGUUGAGCUACUACUAGGAACGGGUCAUGUAGACAUCGACUCGAGAGAUCAGAAAAGACGGACGGCACUGAUGGAGAGUGCGCGUUGUGGGUAUUAUAAAGUGGCAAUGUUGUUGAUAAGUAAUGGUACGAAUAUAGAGGCAGCUGACGACAAUGGGAAGACGCCACUAAUGUGGGCUGCACGGGAAGGGCAUGAGAAAAUAGUUCGGUUGCUCUUGGAGAGUAACGCAAAUAUCGAAGCGAAAGAUGACACUGGUUGGACGCCACUGAUGUGGGCUGCACGGGGAGGGCACGAAACAAUAGUUCAGUUGUUAUUGGAGGGUAACGCAAAUAUCGAAGCGGUGGAUUCUAAGGGUGGAACACCGUUAAUGCAUGCCGCAGGUUGGGGCCAUCGAAAAGUAGUUGAGCUGUUAUUGGAGAGCGGUGCAGAUGUCAAUGCGACGUAUGAGCAGAGUUGGACACCGAUAAUGUGUGCUGCAGGAAACGAACACGAUGGGGUGGUCCGGAUGCUGUUAGGCCGAAUGGAUCAUGUCAAGUGCUGGAAAGCUGUUCUGGACGUCUGGCCGAGGAUACCAGGUGACCUAAUAGUUCGGUCGCUGUUAAGGAGUGGCUUAGAUACGGAGGCUACCGAUGAGUUUGGUAAGACUCCGUUGGUUUGUGCCAUAGAAAUGGGGUACGCAGAUCUGGCUGAGAUUUUGGUAAACGGUGGCGCGAAUCUGGAGGCGACCGAUCGGGAUGAUAUGACGCUGCUGGCUCUUGCGGUUCGUUGGGGGUUCUGGGAAGUGGCUGGGCUGUUGCUAGACAAAGGAGCCAGUUAA
Orbilia oligospora ATCC 24927 is the source of this 2994-nucleotide messenger RNA. RefSeq lists its product as uncharacterized. Gene Ontology annotation, cellular component: ciliary inversin compartment. Gene Ontology annotation, molecular function: protein binding. Gene Ontology annotation, biological process: protein localization to ciliary inversin compartment. The record is from RefSeq and is a predicted model, not a curated record. NCBI's taxonomy places the organism in Eukaryota, Fungi, Ascomycota, Orbiliomycetes, Orbiliales, Orbiliaceae. The coding region runs from base 1 to 2994 and encodes 997 amino acids. The transcript has 3 exons.